UUUUGUGAAUUUCACGAUGUUAGACAAUGACUCAAACAAAUUUCUCAGUUAGAGAUCCUAACGAACAAGUACAACAACAAUGGCAACUCUUUGACUCUUGAGAGACUGAUAAGAUGAGAGAGUAAACAAUUUGGCAAUGAAUCUUCUCUCAACCUCCAUUAAUAUCACUUCCUCCUCUUCUCGGCAUCUUCUUCUACCUCCUCUGCACUCCACAUCGUUCUCCAGUAGUAAUGUUGCUACUGAGAAUAAUAAUAAUGUUGCCAUUGAAGGUCGGAAUUUGAGUUUCUGGGUAUCCACAGCUAAGCAAGGAAAAACAAAAACAUUGCCAAUUCUCAAUGAUUGCUCGCUUCGCAUUCCCUCGGGGCAGUUCUGGAUGCUUCUUGGUCCCAAUGGCUGUGGAAAAUCUACUCUUCUCAAGAUUUUGGCUGGUCUUUUGAAUCCAACAAGAGGAACUGUUGUUGUAAAGAGGCCUAAGAGCUAUGUUUUCCAAAACCCAGACCAUCAGGUGGUGAUGCCAACAGUGGAUGCAGAUGUUGCAUUUGGCCUUGGUAAGUUCAACCUUACCCGUGACGAGGUCAAAUUUAGAGUGUCAAAAGCUUUGGAUGCUGUUGGCAUGCUUAGCUACCAGCAGCGGUCGGUUCAAACUCUCAGUGGUGGUCAGAAGCAAAGGGUUGCUAUUGCUGGUGCCUUAGCUGAAGCAUGUAAAGUUCUCUUGUUGGAUGAACUUACAACUUUUUUGGAUGAAAGUGAUCAGCUUGGGGUGAUCAAAGCCGUCAGGAAUUCUUUGGAUAGUUCUGGAGACGUUACAGCCUUGUGGGUGACACAUCGAUUGGAAGAACUUGAGUACGCAGAUGGUGCUGUUUACAUGGAAGAUGGGAGAGUCGUCAUGCAUGGUGAUGCGGUGGGGGUUAUGAAUUUCAUUAAAGCAAGACAAGCAGCUUAUAUCAAGCAAAUCAACUCUUGAAAAUAAGAAAAAAAAAAUCCCCCUUUCUAGUCAGAAUCAUUUCUCUGUUUCUGGAAUUCAAAAGUUAGCAUUCAAUGGAUUCAGAGCCAUCGAUACUCCAAUCUUGAUAUUUUCAUCAACAUUACUGUAGAGAUAUAAUUAUAAUCAAGAAAUGCAUAAACUUGUGUUAUAUAUUGCCGUGAAAAUCUGGCUCAUAUUUUCAACUAGACGUCGGGUACAAAUUCCACUUCUUGUUCUUCAUGUCUCAAUUUAACCAGAUCUUCAACCAUUGAAAAGGGUUCAAGAAGAAAACAUUACUGAGCUUCUGAAAGAGCAUUCUAGUAACUAAUCAGAAAAUUGUUGCA
Morus notabilis is the source of this 1308-nucleotide messenger RNA. Its product is annotated as ABC transporter I family member 10. The record is from RefSeq and is a predicted model, not a curated record. Gene Ontology annotation, cellular component: chloroplast envelope; membrane. Bases 137 to 964 code for a protein of 275 amino acids. The transcript is spliced from 7 exons. Gene Ontology annotation, molecular function: ATP binding; ATP hydrolysis activity. Lineage: Eukaryota; Viridiplantae; Streptophyta; Magnoliopsida; Rosales; Moraceae. Gene Ontology annotation, biological process: transmembrane transport.